AUGGCGGAGAGCGGCGGCGGCGGCGGCGGCGCCCUGCAACAGGGCUCUCCCGCCGUGGGCGGCGGCGGCGGCAUCAGCAACAGCAACAGCUCGGAGCCGGUGGCGGUGCCGCCAGUGCCACCGCAGCUGUCGGUGUCGGUGUCGGUGGCAGUGCCCGGCGGCUCGGGCUCGGGCUCGGGCUCGGGCGCGGGCGCGGGGUCGCAGCAGCAGCAGCAGCAGCGGGAGAGGAUCGCACUGAGGAAGGCGCAGCUCCGCAGUUACCCGCGGACAAAGAAACUGGAGAAGCUCGGGGUUUACUCCGCUUGUAAGGCUGAAGAAUCCUGUAAGUGCAAUGGUUGGAAGAAUCCAUGUCCACCUCCCACUCCUCCACGGGUAAACCUGCAGCAGACAGCAGUCAGUCUCACAGAACCAUGCCGAAGCUGUGGCCACACACUGGCUGAUCAUGUUUCCCACCUGGAGCACGUAUCGGAGGAAGAAAUGAACAGGCUGCUUGGAAUAGUGCUGGAUGUGGAAUACUUGUUCACUUGUGUCCACAAGGAAGAGGAUGCAGACACAAAGCAAGUUUAUUUUUACCUGUUCAAACUUUUGAGAAAAUGUAUCUUACAAAUGGGAAGUCCUGUGGUGGAAGGACCUUUAGGAAGUCCACCUUUUGAGAAGCCCAGCAUUGAGCAGGGAGUUAUCAAUUUUGUGCAGUACAAAUUUAGUCACCUUCCGAUCAAGGAGAGGCAGACAAUUUGCGAAUUGUCCAAAAUGUUUCUGAAUCGAAUUAACUACUGGCAAUUGGAGACGCCCUCUCAGCGAAGGCUUCGGUCACCAAAUGAUGAUGGUGCUGGAUACAAGGUUAACUACACAAGGUGGUUGUGUUACUGUAACGUCCCUCAGUUCUGCGACAGUCUCCCUCGACAUGAGACCACCCAUGUUUUUGGCAGGACGUUGCUUCGCUCUGUUUUCACCGUCAUGAGGCGACAAUUACUGGAGAAGUCCAGGCAGGAGAAGGAUAAGCUGCCCCUGGAGAAACGCACACUCAUUCUGACCCACUUUCCAAAAUUCCUUUCUAUGUUGGAGGAGGAGGUGUACAGCCACAGCUCUCCUAUAUGGGAUUUAGACUUCACAGUGUCGUCUGGUAACAUUCAGCUAGGGAUACAGCCAGUCAUCAAUCCUACUCCAGUUUCUGGUAUCCUGCCAACAACCAGGCCAUUUGGAUAUGGAGCAAGCCCAUCCUCUGGUAACAUUGACCAAACCAACAGUGGAAGUUUGAGUCCUGUCUGGAGGAACAAAGUGACUGGUUCAGAACAAUGUAUGGGAGAGAAGAGGAAGGCUACAGAACCCUAUAAUCUGGAAGAUGCAAAGAGGCAAAGAGUUUUGGGGGAUAUCCCAAUGGAGCUAGUGAAUGAAGUGAUGUCAACUAUCACAGACCCAGCUGCUAUGUUGGGCCCAGAGACCAGUUUGCUGUCUGCACAUGCAGCCAGAGAUGAGGCUGCAAGACUGGAAGAAAGAAGGGGUGUUAUUGAGUUCCAUGUUGUAGGAAACUCGCUGAAUCAGAAGCCAAACAAGAAAAUGAUGAUGUGGCUGGUUGGUCUGCAGAAUGUUUUCUCCCAUCAAUUGCCCAGAAUGCCUAAGGAAUAUAUCACUCGGCUGGUCUUCGAUCCUAAGCACAAGACUCUUGCGUUGAUCAAAGAUGGCCGGGUGAUUGGUGGAAUCUGUUUCCGAAUGUUUCCAACACAGGGAUUUACAGAGAUUGUGUUUUGUGCUGUAACCUCCAAUGAACAAGUGAAGGGCUAUGGAACGCAUUUAAUGAAUCACCUGAAGGAAUAUCACAUCAAACAUAACAUUCUGAAUUUCCUCACGUACGCAGAUGAAUAUGCAAUUGGCUACUUCAAAAAACAGGGAUUCUCUAAGGAUAUAAAAGUUCCAAAAGUGAAAUAUGUGGGUUAUAUUAAAGAUUAUGAAGGUGCUACUCUGAUGGGAUGUGAGUUGAAUCCACGAAUUCCAUACACUGAAUUCUCUGUCAUCAUAAAGAAGCAAAAAGAGAUUAUAAAAAAGUUGAUAGAAAGAAAACAGGCCCAGAUUCGAAAGGUCUACCCAGGACUCUCCUGUUUUAAGGAAGGAGUAAGGCAAAUUCCUAUCGAAAGCAUACCUGGAAUAAGGGAAACUGGUUGGAAACCUAGUGGAAAGGAAAGGGGAAAAGAAUCCAGAGACCCUGACCAGCUUUACAACACACUAAAGAACACCCUACAGCAAGUAAAGAGUCACCAAAAUGCUUGGCCGUUUAUGGAGCCAGUGAAGAAGGUUGAAGCACCAGGUUACUAUGAAGUAAUUCGCUUCCCCAUGGAUCUGAAAACAAUGAGUGAACGUAUUAAGAAUCGGUAUUAUGUGACUAAAAAGCUAUUCAUGGCUGACAUGCAGCGCAUCUUCACCAAUUGUCGAGAAUACAAUCCUCCAGAGAGUGAAUACUUCAAGUGUGCCAACAUACUGGAGAAAUUCUUUUACAGUAAAAUUAAAGAGGCUGGAUUAAUAGACAAGUGAAGGGCUAAGUAAAUAAUUUUUUUUCAGAGGGGUGUACUGUGACCAGACCACGUUCGUCAAGUGCACGGUGCAGACUAAAUAUCAAUGAUGCCUUACCAGUAGCUCCAGAAACCAGCUAUUGUUGACAUCAAAAUAAAUUCUUCAUGCAGCCAGUUGCAAUCUGCAGGCAGACUGAUCAGCUUUACUGUGUCAGGAAUGGAAAAUAUAAGUCCAAUCUACAUAAUGCAAUUAGUAAUAAAAAAAGCAAAUAUGUUUUAUGUAUGGAAAUUAUUUUUUAACAUAAAUUGCUGAGAAUAUGGGUUGAUAUUUAGUGUCCAUACCCUUGAGAAAAUUCACUUUCCAGAACAUGAAAUGUUCUCCCUUUGUAGAUAGACAGUACUUAGUCUGUUUCCAAUGUCUGAGUCCUAUAUCCAGACUCCACCCCCCACCCCCCGUUUCUUCCAGGAUUGGGGAAGGUGGCAUCAGGAAUAUUCUGCAAAGCAGCAACUAGAACUUUCAUUGCUCUAAUAAGGAUUUUUACCAAGUAUCUUGACCUCAGAGAGGAUCAGUUUAUAAACUAGAUUAACCAGAAGCCCUUUUCUUCUGGUUAUUAUUUCAUACUAUUUUACAAAGGGAGAAGGCAAGUGUUACUUAAAUAAUAAUUUAACAAUCUGUGCGAACAUUAUAUUUUAUUGGCAAUCUAGUCAGUAUAUCAAUCACAUUAUGGGAGUGCAGAAGAGGCUGUCUUAGAGGUCCAGAUUUAUGCCAUGAGUGCUUAUAUUGGGAAUAUUCUUGGGAAGCAGUGCUCUACUUAUAAUGUAACCAUGAUACAAGCUGAGUGUGCUUUAGAAAUCUAUGAUUGGAGAUGCAUGCACCUAUUAUAGUUCAGUGUGGUGUAGUGCAAUUAUUAUGAGUGCUUGCCAUGCCUUGCUACAACCGUGUGGCUUUUGGCUUGAGAGCAAGGCAUGCAAACUGUAAGACAGAAAAUUGAUGCCAGAGAUUAUGACAGAUGUAUAUUUUUAAGUCCUUCAUGACAAACUGCUAGUCAAGUGUCAUUUUCUAGCCUGCAUUCUCUCUGUGUAUCUCUGCUGAUUUAAUUUGGUAUCUUUACUGGACAGGAAAUGGCAAUAGGAACAACAUCAGUGCCCAGCCUCAAACAUUAAAGGACAAUGUAUACCUCCAAGGCUUUGAAUAAAAAAACAUAGGCAGAAAAGAAAGAUUACCUAUCUUAUAGGGUCUUCAAUCUUUAACCUUUCUCAGUGUGUAGAGAAGUAAAGGCCACUAGUACCAAAACUGAAUUGUCGGCUUGAAUGAACAUUACAACAAAACCCUAUCCCAAUAGACAGGGUGAACAUGUUUUCGGUAUGGAUGUGAAUGGUAUCAAUUAUUUUGAGAAAUGAAUAAAAUAAACAAUGUACACAUUAAGAAAUAUCUCAAAUGGUGACAUGCAUCUAUGGAAUGUAUGCAGCUUGUUACAGUACACUUCAUCAAGUAACCCAUCGUUUUUUUAAAAGGGCAGUUUUUGAAAGCACUUUGGUAAAGUAUGACAGUAAAAUGUUAGAACUUGGUGUUGAUUCACAAUCUUUACUAUUUCCUAUGCAGCACAAGUUAGCAUGGUUUGAAUUCAUUACCAUACAUCCAUUUGCAAUGCAAUAAUGUGCAACACUCUAAAUAUGAUGGAUCGUGAGAGGACUUUAGAAUAUUGUAAGAAUGUUUUAUUAAGUCUUGUUUGAGACAACUGUGCUCUGGCAACCUAUUCUUAAAAUAGAAGGGUGAAUGUUCUUAAUUAUUAAAAUGCAUUCAUUACAAGGUAUAAGUAUUUUGUUACUUGUGAAAUGCAUCCAAUGUGCCAUUAGGUCAAUUGUCUUAAGCAUUUUACUGUUUAAUUUGGAGUGGCAUUGAGUACAGUACUUAAAACAAACUGUAUGAUGAGAUUUCAGCUGAUAGAAAUAGUAAAGUGUUUUAAGUUGUAGUGUUGCCUGAUGUUGGUGCACUUUAUGGUGUGUAAUCACUACCAGUCAUCUGAAUGCUAGCCUGAACUGGUCAGAAAUAGUGGUGUAAUUCAGGCUGUUUUAAUAUCAAAGCUUUUAUCUGCUAGUAAAAAAUAUUAAGUUAAAAUGUGUAUUGUGACUUUUAAAACGUAUGUCUUUUAUUAAAAUAAGUUCAGUAGUGCAAAAUUAGAAUGUAAUAAAGUGACUAACUUAUUAAGAUAUUUUCUAAAUUGUCCAAUUACCAUUUUUUAUUUUUUAGAAAAAAUAGAUUUUGUGCAAUAUUGUAAACUUUACCUUUGUGGUUUUGUAAACCUUUUUGUAUUCACUACACAUGGAGAAGUCAAAUGUUCUUUUGUAAAAUUAAUAUAUUGUACUAAGAUAGAAAAUAAAUGGUA
Molecule: messenger RNA, 4891 nt
Organism: Callorhinchus milii (elephant shark)
Lineage: Eukaryota; Metazoa; Chordata; Chondrichthyes; Chimaeriformes; Callorhinchidae
Gene: kat2b
Product: K(lysine) acetyltransferase 2B
Exons: 19
Coding region: 1-2526 (841 amino acids)
Biological process (GO): positive regulation of transcription by RNA polymerase II; chromatin remodeling
Cellular component (GO): nucleus; histone acetyltransferase complex
Molecular function (GO): protein binding; histone H3 acetyltransferase activity
Source: RefSeq, a predicted model, not a curated record